Molecule: messenger RNA, 4362 nt
Organism: Poecilia reticulata (guppy)
Lineage: Eukaryota; Metazoa; Chordata; Actinopteri; Cyprinodontiformes; Poeciliidae
Gene: rab8a
Product: RAB8A, member RAS oncogene family
Molecular function (GO): GTP binding; GTPase activity
Source: RefSeq, a predicted model, not a curated record
CGGGCCAGCAGGGGGCGUCGUGUCAUUUUAUGUGCUUUGCAUCUUCGCCGGGCGGGAUUUCCGCAAUAAUAUCAAGUAUGGCGAAAACAUACGACUAUUUGUUUAAAUUACUGCUAAUCGGGGACUCUGGUGUCGGGAAGACCUGUGUCCUCUUCAGGUUUUCAGAAGACGCCUUCAACUCAACGUUUAUCUCAACAAUAGGUAUUGAUUUCAAGAUUAGGACAAUAGAGCUUGAUGGCAAGAAGAUAAAGUUACAGAUAUGGGACACAGCUGGUCAGGAACGUUUCAGAACAAUCACAACGGCCUACUACAGAGGAGCAAUGGGGAUCAUGCUUGUCUACGACAUUACAAAUGAGAAAUCAUUUGACAAUAUCAAGAACUGGAUAAGGAACAUAGAGGAACAUGCGUCAUCUGAUGUCGAGAAAAUGGUUCUUGGCAAUAAAUGUGACAUCAACGACAAGAGGCAGGUUUCCAAAGAUAGGGGAGAGAAGCUUGCACUAGAGUAUGGGAUCAAGUUCAUGGAGACCAGUGCAAAGGCCAACAUCAAUGUGGAAAAUGCGUUUUUGACUCUUGCCAGAGACAUCAAAUCAAAGAUGGACACAAAAAUGGAAGGCAACGCCCCUCAGGGCAGCAGUCAUGGAGUCAAGAUCUCCGAGCCACAGAAAAAGUCCAGUUUCUUCCGCUGCAGCUUGCUCUGAGAACAGAAGCCUUCCAUGCUGGCCUCAGGCCGGCCGGACACAACUUGACUGUGCUUGCUCUCAGCACUUCCUCCUCUCUUUUUUUCUUCUUUUUUUUUUUUUUUUGCUUAUUCCUCCCAACCAUGGCCUCUCCCGGUUCUCCCGGUCUGCAAAAACCACUAUUGUCAGUCAGUUAGCGGAGGACUUCCCCUCCACUCUUCCUUUUCUGAAGGCUUCCAGAGGUGCGUCGCUUCCAUUAUUAGAGGAAAACUUGUCUUUACUUUUCAAGAGUUUUUAACUGACAAAGGACUCAUCACUGAUGUGUUUUCUGUUACAAAAUCGGGGRCUUCUUGUAUUUCUCUCAGUCAGUAGCACAGCCAGCGGCAGAAGAUACUUGCCUCAUUAUAAUAUUUUUGAAUUGGAAAUCAAAUGUGGYAUUUUGGUCUACUUUUAAUGGCACUCUUCAGGUGUUUGUGUUACACGUUGCUGAGCAGAGGCUGAUGGUUCUGAACUUCAGUGAAACAGAGUUGCACUUUUUUCAUAUCAGCAGCUAAAGUCAUAUCAAGGCGUAUAAAGUCAACUCGAAAUUAUUCAGAAAGUUGUGUUUUUGUUUGUUCUUGUUUGUUGUUCUCGACAAUCAUCCGAUGAGACUGAAAACGUCCUGAUCACUGCCUCCAAACUAUUUUUGCAGUAGCAUUCAAGUGUAGGUAAAAUAUCAUCCUUUGUUUUCUCAGUCCUGUUUUCCAAAUUUAGAUUAAAAAAAAAGAGGUGGCAUAUUUUUGUAAAAGGGUCUUUAAAGUGGCAACUUGUAUUAGUGGUAGAGAUGAACUAUGAGGCUUUUCCUGGUUGAAAGAACCUUUUCUUUAUGCUAAUUUCUUCCUAUGAAGGCAUAAAAAGGUGAAAUGGUUCCAUAGGUUCCUUGUUAGAUGUUGCAGUUUUAAUUCUAACAGAAAAUGAAGGAAUUACGAGAUUAUUCCCAUCAAAGCAUAAGCCACAAACCCUCUUGAUUUUUGUUGAACUGAAAAUGAAUUGUUUUGAAGCAUAUGCUGUGGGUUGACGCAUUUAUACACUGAAAACAGUGAGAUUUAACAUUUUAUAACACAUUUAAUCAAUAAAAAAUAAAAAAUKUGUUAUUUGGUAUUCUAAUGAAAGAAACAUUGGCUUAUUCCAGGUCUUGUCAGAUUGUUGUGUUUAUAUAUUGUUAAAUGUUUGGAAAUAACCGAAGAGGCCAAGAGUAACAAWCUAUUAUAUGAUACAUAAACAUUCGGUUUUUCAUAUUGGGUUGCGUUAUCWUCUGUGUUUGACAGCCUCACAGGCAUGUGGGCCUGGUGUUCACCCAAAACCAAGCAUUUUCAGAAACUAAGCCCUAAAAUGUUAUCAAUCAGAACAGACUGAUUCUGAGGCCCAAAACGUAGAAGCCAGAUUUACUUUUUACCGUCACAGGUUAAAUCUACCUAUAUUAAAAUGUUUCUUCAUAGUGGUUUGGGCGCAGCUGGUUGAAGGAUGGAUUGCUGUGAACAUGCAUGGAAAAAUUAAGUAUUUAAAUUUGUAGAAAUACCCCUAGUUUUUUAAAAACAAAUAACAGAAAUAGAGUAUUUAUUCAUUAGGUUUUCCAGGAGACRGAUAGAUGAUACUGCUUUAUUUACUUCCUGGUUGGAAUCAGACGUUUGUGCUUCAUUUGUCCUCAGAUGUCAAAACUCUCAUUAUAUUCUACAGAAAACUCUGGAGCUGUGUUGAACAUUUGCAUUAGUUUUUCAGCAAUUUUCUCAAAGUUUUUGAAACGGACGUAGAGCAUCACACAUCCUCCACCGUGCUCAACRGUGAGCAUCAGGUGCUUUUCAAUAUUUUCYUUUUUCAMACAGGAAAAAGUGUUGUAUUAUAUGUUAGUAUUUUCCAGAUGUGGAUAAUAAGUUGAGCUUUAAUCCCCUACCACAUGGUCUGAAACUGCCAUCUAUUCAGCUGGUUACACAUGCAAUCACUUCUUCCAUAUUUUAAACAUGACUGCAGUAGCAAUGGCUGCUGCUAAUUCAUAGUGAACAAAAAUGGAGGGCUAAAUUAGACGAAUAAGUCUGGGAAAGUUUGGAAUUUUCUCAUGAAAAAUGAGUGGAAAGUCACACAAACUGAGCUGAUCACGUCAAAUCUUGAUAACUAUAUUGAAUUCUGGUGAAAUGGAGUCUUAUUCUGCUAAUAUUAUGACUAUAUUUUUGUAAUUAAGCAAAUAAAAAAAUCCUAGCCUGCCCAUAAUGCUAUGUUGAAUAACUUACCGAAGAGAUGACUGAAAUAAUAUCCACUUUUUAAAAAUAUUUGUAAUUUCUUUUUUCUUUUCUUUUCUUUUUUUUUUAGAAAAGAAAGGGAAGAAAAUUAAAUUAUAAAAUUGGUUCUGGCAUGAAAAAAACUCAACAAACUUCAUAUCUUCCCGAUUGAGAUGCAGGGAUCUGUGAUGCUUAUUCGGCGGCUUGGUUUUUAAUGGUUACCAUGGAGACGGUGAACAAAAUACGCCGAUCUCUCACUAGGAAAAUCGUUUCUAGAUAACAUUCAAGCUCAAAUGACGCCUCUGGUCAUGAACUGCAGGYUCCCUUUGAGCUCCCCCAGCACUUUACCAUCACGUCGUGCGUUUGUCCGUGCCAAGUGAUGGCUUCGUUUUAUAACAACUCKGUGUCGAUCUGUUGCGUCUGUGAUACCAAAAUCUUAACAGCACCAAGUGAUCCAGCAUCCUCCUACUGUAAUCUGUCACCUUGAAGCGUUUGCUUCCUUGUAAUUUCUGUAAACUGAUGUAAAUCCAGUAUGUAGGCAUAGAAUAGAAGGGUUUUAAGCUAAAGCCUGCCACUUUGUUCUUUAAAAGUUUGUGCUCUGCUCACGUCAAAGCAGGCUUGAAUUGAGCUCAUUUCAGGUGUUUUCCACAUUGUUUAGUUUUGAUGUUUGAUAUCUAGGUGGUGCUGUAGAACCACUAUGCCUCUUUUAGCUAAACCACCUAAACAAAAAWUUGAGUCAGUAUUUACAUAAAUUCAGAAAAAAAGGAGGCCAGAGUUAAUUGAAAUGCUUUUCUCCUGCUUACCUCAUGUUGGCAUUCUUAUGUUAGUUGUUUUUCUGAAAACUCCACAGCGUUCAGAAAGGCAUUUUUAUGGUUUGGUUGUGGCUUUUUUUUUUUUUUUAAGUAUCAAAGAAAGAUUUGGGACCUCGUGAUUACUAGGACCAUUUGUCUUAACCGUCAGAUCUCAUAGCUGAGCUAUGCAUUGUGAAUCUUGGACCUUUGUAUAUCAUAAACCCUUACAGAUGAAUUUAUUUGCUUUGUUACAUUUAAUGUGUUUUUUGUCACUCACUGAGCCAGAAACAGGUCAGGCUUGUUUGAAAACUGCAUGUUAAACUUUAGCAGCAAUUAUUUUUGACUGAUUGAGUUUAUUUUAUUUUAUUUUAUUUUUUAACUUUUUCUUAAAAGUAAAAAAAUCACAUGUUGUAAUAAAGCAAACACACAUUUUUAGCAGCCAUGUUUUCAUUCUGUCUGUUGGGAAAUUCACAGGGAGAAGUUUAGAGGGGUGGGGGGGAAAUUAUAUAAAUAUCAUUGAACAUUGAUAUUUACAACAUAAAUCUAUAUAAACUGUACUGUACUUUCUAAACCCAUAUGAAAUGUAUCUACCAACUGUAGAUAUGCGUACUUUUGAUUUAAUAAAAAAGGAUCUAAAAAUGG